Messenger RNA from Psylliodes chrysocephalus, 1482 nucleotides. NCBI's taxonomy places the organism in Eukaryota, Metazoa, Arthropoda, Insecta, Coleoptera, Chrysomelidae. The record is from the annotation of a GenBank genome assembly.
CGCAAACCAUAAUUAAACAAAACAAAAUAAAAUAUCAUUUAACAUUUUAACGCCCAUUUGCACCGACUUUUUUUUAAGUGUUAUUUAACUAAUGGACCUUUAACUUUAAUUGCCACUUAAGUUCCAAAUGAUUUGCACAGAAACAUUUUCUCAAAACUUUGCCUUCGGUAAAAUUUGGCAAUGUCGCAAUCACAUAGUGAUUUUUGUGUUUUCUGCACGUUUUCUGUUACAGUUGGUUACAGUGUUAACAGAGAGUGUUAACCUUUAAAAAAUCGAAAUAAUAAUGUUUUAUAGUUUUUAAUUUCGUUAGUGGUAGGGUUGGUUUUUGUGGUGUUUUAAAAAUUAAAAUUAUCAGUUUUUCAAGAUGUCGGCAGAAGCAAAGCGAGUUAGGGGGCUGAAUUUUAGCCCUAGGGAGGUGAACCAUCUUUUUGUAUUGGCACAUCAGUAUAAAAAUAUAUUGGAGAAUAAACAAACAAAUGCUUCCACUAACUCUCAAAAAACGAAGCCUGGAUGAAAAUAGGUAACGAGUUUAAUGCAAUUUCGAUCGAUUUAAAUAACAGAACAAUCGACCAACUAAAAAGAUGCUAUGAGAACAAGAAGCAGGUAAUGAGAAAGAAAAAGGCACAAGUCCGACAGGAGGUCCUGAAAACUGGUGGAGGUUUUCCACCCCCCAUAACCAAGAAGGAUGAACUUGAUGAUUUGGUGCUUGCCACCAUGGACCCUAUUACAGUGGAGGGGCACUAUAAUCAGUUUGACUCGGAUGUGAGUUGCCCAGUCCCUGGAACAAGCUCUGCAGAAAUUAAAUAUGUGUUUGAAAAUUCCGAAAAUGCAUCUGAAAAUGCUAUAGUGGAUGAAGGAGACUAUAACAGCUUUUCUGAAGCAACUCUUGAGAUUAAUACAACACAACUUUCGUCAUGUUCUUCAACGCCUUCAAAAAGAAAAUCAUCUCCAAUUGAAAAAAAUUUACAACAAAAAGUGGCACCUACCUUGAAAGAAGAAGAAAAAAAUGAGAAGUCCAGUUGGAAACAUUUCAAUACAAAUGAUUUGAAAAGACCUUUAAAUCCGGCCCUAUUGCAGCCUGGUACAAGGAAUAAAUAUGAAAUGGAAGAUGAAUCUGAAGAGGAACAAAUAAUUGAUCCAGAAGUGCUAACUGAAAUUGACACAAACAAAAUAAAUAGAGGAAGUGGUGUAGCCAGAGAAGGCACACGUGGAAGAGGAACACCCAGAAGAGGGCCCGAUAGAAGGAGGCCAACUGCUACAGUGGUGAGGACAUUGGCAUCAAAUGCUUUAGCCGAAAAAUAUGAAUACUUGGCGGACAAAAAAAAUAUAAUAGCAGAUCACACCAUAAAAAAAAUAGAGAGAGAAAGGUUGCAUGCUGAGGAGGAGCAUCGUCUUAGAAAAGAAUGCCUUCAAUUAGAUGUCCAGAUAAAAAAAAAACAAUUGGAGAAACUUUCUCAUUAGCUUGUGCUGUGCUUUUUAAAG